AUGGCUGCCACCGAGUCAUCAGAAAUGCCAGUCAAGCAAACCCCCAACGACGACAAAGAAAUAGCGCCGUUCGUCGAAAUAGCGCCAGAAGAGCCGCAUUCAAUAUUCACAACUAGCGAGAAGAGGUGGAUUAGCUAUGUUGCUUCCUUCGGCGCCAUGUUCUCCACCUUGAGCAGUUACAUCUACUUUCCAGCUUUAGUCCCUAUGUCUGUUGAUCUCAACGUCUCGGUUGCGCUGAUCAAUCUCACCGUCACCUCAUAUCUGAUAAUAGCGGGCAUCGCACCGGCCUUCAUGGGCGAUAUCGCCGAUCAAGGUGGUCGGAGGCCCGCAUACAUUCUUAUGUUCACUCUCGUCGUUGCGUCAAAUAUUGGAUUGGCGCUGCAGAAUUCGUACCCUGCUUUACUCAUUCUACGUAUGGUGCAAAGCGCUGGAGCAUCUGGUUCAUACGGCGCAGCAUAUGGGAUUGUUGCAGACAUAACAACAGUCGAUGAACGUGGGUCUUAUGUAGGGUCUAUGCUCGUUUUGUAG
Messenger RNA from Colletotrichum costaricense, 528 nucleotides. RefSeq lists its product as uncharacterized. Bases 1 to 528 code for a protein of 175 amino acids. The record is from RefSeq and is a predicted model, not a curated record. Lineage: Eukaryota; Fungi; Ascomycota; Sordariomycetes; Glomerellales; Glomerellaceae. Gene Ontology annotation, molecular function: transmembrane transporter activity. Gene Ontology annotation, cellular component: plasma membrane. Gene Ontology annotation, biological process: transmembrane transport. The transcript is spliced from 2 exons.